CAUGCACAUACGUGUGCGUGCACUUGACACCUGUUAACUCUUCUCGGGGUUUGUGUACUGCUGACUGCUUUCUGCUUGGACUACCUUAAAACUCUGACGCCAGGUCGUCAUGGAAACUGUUUUACGCUGAGGGCUCAGAGAGCAGACACUGUGCUAUAUUUAAGAGAUUCUGAACCAAACGAGCAUUAGCCAAAUAGCGAUCGCGCUCCCUCGCCGUUUACUUGGACCUUCGGCGUAAUGAAGCCUAAAGCAGAGAGAGACUCCCAUCACUGUGCACAUCAGCAUUGACAUCAACGCCAUUCUGAUGUUUCUGCUAAUCGCUAAUAGUGGUCAGGUUUUUCCUUUCGUAUGAACAUUCCUUGAGCUGAAUUUUCCUAAUUGAUGCCGAGCCUCCCAUUUCGACCUGAUUGGAUCACGAAUCUAGAGGAAAGGACAAUUUUCUAUUUUAAAUAUUUUUCUUUAGACAAAUAAAGUGAACAUGACAGAGAUGGAAGAUGACCGCCGGUUUCACAAACUGACACAAGAGCAGGUGGAGACCUUGGACCAAGUUCUCACAGAGGUCAUUCCCAUUCAUGGUAGGGGAAAUUUCCCAACACUAGAAAUCAACCCCAAGGACAUCAUCCACGUGGUCAGGGACAGGCUGAUUUUGAAGAAUAUCAAGGUGAAAGAUGUCCGUCUAAAUGGCUCUACAGCCAGUCAUGUACUUGUUAAAGAGAAUAACACCAGCUACAAAGACUUGGAUAUCAUCUUUGGUGUGGAACUUUCCAAACAGGAGGACUUUCAGAUCAUCAAGGAAGUGGUUCUGGGCUGUCUGCUGGACUUUCUCCCUAAAGGAGUCAACAAAGAUAAAAUCACAGCCCUGACCAUGAAAGAGGCAUAUGUACAAAAAAUGGUCAAAGUAUUUACUGAGCAAGACCGUUGGAGCCUCAUAUCUCUUUCAAACAACAGUGGAAAGAAUGUGGAGCUUAAGUUUGUCAACUCUUUACGUCGACAAUUUGAAUUUAGUGUGGAUUCCUUUCAAAUCAUUCUUGACACCAUGCUACAGUCAUAUUUGGAGGCUGAGAAGAAGCUUGGGGUUCAGUCAGCUCUUACAAAGUGCCCAUCCCUCAACUCUGGUACAAUGGGACAUAACAACAAUAAUGACAUCAACAUGUCCUGUGAAACUGAUAGCAUACAGAGUCUCAAUGACAGUGACAGUUAUAGUAAGGUCAAUAUAAGUCAAAAAGAACAGUCUACAUGUUUAGAAAAAGAAACAACUCUUAAGACAGUUAAUAAAGUUGUAAACACAGAGAUAAAUGUGCCUGUGGAGCGAGCUUUAGAGCACCCUUUUGUGGUAGAGGACAAAAAUGACCUUAAAAAUGCAUCUCUGUUUACAGACACACUACCAGAGGAAAAUACAAAUGUAACAGGUAUUGACUUAGGAAAUGAUAAAAAACUGUUUGUGGUAAAAAAUGAAGGAACAAGUAUAAAAGAAAUCACAUCCCAAAAUAAAACACAUAUUAGUACAACAGAUACUAACAAAACAGAAGGGUCAGUCAAAACCCAACCAUGGUUAGAAUUGGUACAAAAAGACUUUUCUUGUCUUUCAACAACAGGAAGCAAUGGUGACCGAUGCACAUUCCAGCCUGCUUCCAUUACGUUUCUUACACAAACUGCAUUAGAAUCAUAUGCUGAGUAUCCUCUAACACCACCUGCUAAGAAAAACAAUCGAAGCUCACAAAUGGUUGUUCUCAAGCAUUCCUCACCUAAACCUCCUCGGAAAAUGUCCAAAAAGACAACACAUGUAUCAUGUUCACCUGAAAGAUUUCUGUCAAAUAAUUCAAGUAUUAAUUCUUGUCAGGUUUUGCAUCCACCAAAAGCUUACCCAAAGGAGUCAUUACCUAUGCAGGUGAAGUUGUCAGGUCUCACCACAAAAAACUUUGAAUUAUCCAGUGCCUCAGAAAGAGAACCAGAAUCUAAACAACUAGACAUUUGUACCGAAGCUUUUGCAGUUGCUACUUCUGAGAAUUAUGUGCAUUCAGAAGAGACAUCACCUUGUACUGGUAUAUCUACAGAGAUAAACCUUCAAUCUCAAGUGCAAAGCUCAGAGCCAGAGACUGGUAAAGCUACCCAUGUCUUUGUUUUAAGUACUAUGUCUGAUCUGAAAAAUCUUCCAACAGAUCAAAACAUGAAAAAUCAGCCUAUUGCUGAGAGGGUCCAGACAGCACCGUGUAAGGAAUUGGCACCCCUUAUUUAUGUAAACUGUCAGCCUUUACCUCAGAUUAAUGACAGUUCAAGCUCACCUACCAAAAAAGAGAAUACUGAGUCUUAUGCCCAAGCUGAUGAACCUUUUUCUACUCAGCACUCAGACAAACUAAAAGAUUGUCCCUUUGAAAUGAUAAAUCCACUGACCACAAACAAUUCUCCUUAUUUGGAAAUGCCUUCAUACUCUGAAGACAUGCCAUCACUCCAGGUUCAUAAAUACCCUGUGCCCUCACUACCUACUCAGGAAACUCUUGUGCAAUUUAUACCAGCUGAAGAAUCUCCAGUACUAAUACCACAUGUUUUAGAACCCCGUGUCUUUUCACCAAAGGCUCAAGGGCUCACAGUAUCAUCAUCACAUUCUACAAAUCCAUUAAAACUUUCCAUAUCCUCAACAGCAAGUCUAGAAUCUUCUGAAGUCUCAGAAACAUUUUUAGAACCAGCUGUAUGUCUGGAUUUCCGAGACCCCUCUAAAAUAUCCCUUAAAGUCCUUCCGCAGAUUUUGGAACCUUCUGCAGUAUCAUCACAUAUGUUAAAAAAUUCAUCUGGCCCGACUUUGCUUUCCAAAAGCUCAGAUCCAUCAAUUUUAGACACUAAGGAUCCUUUACUUCCCUCAAAAGAGCUCCCUUGCAUUACGGUAAUGGCUGAGAGCAUGUAUGGUGACUUUGAGCAGGCCAUGGACCACCUGCGGUAUAGGCUAAUUGCAACACGCAACCCUGAAGAGAUCAGGGGUGGAGGCUUGCUCAAGUACAGUAAUUUGCUUGUCCGGGACUUUAAACCUGCCAGUGAGACUGAAAUUAAAACACUGGAGCGCUACAUGUGUUCACGAUUUUUUAUUGACUUUCCUGAUGUGAAUGAGCAGCAGCGCAAGAUUGAAUCAUACCUGCGCAACCAUUUUGUUGGUGAGGAAAAAAGCAAAUAUGAUUACUUGAUGACACUUCGGAGAGUGGUCAACGAGAGCACUGUGUGCCUGAUGGGCCAUGAGCGCCGUCAAACUCUCAAUAUGAUUACUAUUCUAGCACUCAGAGUCCUGGGUGAGCAAAAUAUUAUCCCUAAUGCCAACAAUGUAACUUGCUACUACCAGCCUGCACCAUACAUGGCAGACCACAACUUAAGCAAUUAUUGUGUUGCAAAUGGCCAGUCCCCACUUAUAUACCACCCUUACCCACUACACAUACACAUGCAGACCGGACUAGUUUAGCUCUAGGUAUGUACUGAUAUAUUAAUAGCUGCCACAGGACAAAUCUUGGAGUCUUGCAACCUAAAAUGUCUACUAAAAAAAUUAAACCUUGAUGAUGAGAGACUGCAUCGACAACAAUAAUCUUAAAAACAGCUUCUGUGUUUAACACUUCAUUAAACAAUUAUUUAGGUAGUGAUACUGGAUACAACUACAGUAAAAAAACUGCUUGACAGAAGAUAUACAGAUUAAUCUAGUAUUGGAACAGUUUAAAUAAGAACAUUUAAAAUACUGGUGGUAUUGCACCAACAAAAUUCAUUUCAAUUGAAUGAAGCGUAAACUAUAAAUGUGUCCGAUGCCUUUGAGAAAACGAGAGUGAACAUUUGGAGGAUGAAUGAGUGGAACAAACAUACAAAAAGAGAAAACUAAUAACUCUAGAAAGCAGCAACAGUUUGGCUGGGCAUACUCUUCUCAUAAGUGUUUGCUUAUAAAACCAGCCAGUUGUAAAAAAAAAAAAAUAUAUAUAUAUAUAUAUAUAUAUAUUGUUCUGAUAUAAAAGGUGACUAUUUGCUAUUUUUAAUGCUCUGCUGAUGUAAAAAAAAACAAGACAAAUAAUCAUUAUGCAUCCAGUGCUUUAUGACACAGCAAGGUACUUUUGUUGUCUUAAAUGAUUAAACUAGCUCUUGUACUGUUUAUGCCAGGGGUGGGCAAACUACAGCCGACCAUCACUCUCAUCCAGCCCUAAAAGCAUAUUUAUGUAUAAAAUAUUGCAAUACAAUCAAAGUUGUUAGUCUACAAACUACUGACAUUAAGUGCAAAAAUGAAAUACAAAACAUAAAGAUAAACUACUUCAGCAAAAUACUUCACAGCAUCAGACAGAAGGAGAAAUGUGUGAUUAAGAAGGUAAAAAAGUUUUGCCGUUUUCAAAGACAACCUGUAUUCCUCUGUUUUUAACACAAUUAUUUUUAUGAAGAUUAAUAUGUAAUGCAUUCGAGAUGAUUUGCCCUUAAAAAACAAAGCAUGACUUACCGUGGGUUUACACCAGACGCAAGUUCAACGAUUUGCGCGUGUAGAUUACAUACAAAGUCAAGUCAAUGCUACGUAAACACCAAACGCGAGGCAUCACGUUACUCGCUCUAGAUUACUCGCUGGAUUUAACUUCGUGUCAUGCAAAUUUUUCCUCGAGUUAAAUAUUUUCAACUUGGGCGAAGACGCGUUUGAGGCGAAAAGCACAUGUUUUCGCGGCAAAUGCGCCGCCAAUAUUGCAUCAUUCACUUCGCCCCACGUGAGGACGCGUCUGAUCGCGUCUUUGCAUUGACAUGUCAUCUACUUGUGCAAAUCAUUGAACUCGCGUCUGGUGUGAACCCACAGUUACUGUUACAUAGUACACACAGACAAGGCUUAGCUUAAGCCAGGACUAUGCCUUAUUUAAAUUAGGAUAUUAAAGUCAAUUUUAUAAAAUGCCUCAGAAAAAGCAUUACUGGUUUGCAUCUUAAGGUCAAAACCAGUGCUCGAAUUGAAUCAAGUCUUAUGGGGUUCCCCACCAUGACAUAGCAGCAAACCCAAAAUGGCAACACAUUACUACCUUAAAACACAAAUGUAUGAUUUAUGUAAUACUUCCCAAAAUAUUUUUGUAUAAAGGCUGGAAACUAAUUUAUGAAUCAUUUCAAAAUAUUAAGUUUGACUAGAUGGGACGUUAAUGUGUUAGGCCUAUAAGUGGUGUUUAAGUUGAGUGCAGGAUAGGUGGGGCAAGUUGCUUUCUUUAUUAGUCACUUCGUAGACUAUUAAUUUAACCAUUUUACUCAAAAUAUCUGCUUCAUUCAGCAAAAAGCUGUUCAAAUAGCAAGGCUUUACUAAUAAUAUCAUACCUAGAUAUUAUUAUUUUCAAUGUUUUUGGUCACAAUGCAGUUACUUUUGUUGUCAUGACUUAGCAAAACUUUGCAAUAAUUAGGGGCGAUUCUAUGUUUUUAAUAUUAGUAUGAUUCAGCCUCCAAUGAGGAUGUGAUUUAAAAUUAUAUAUAAAAAUAGUUUGAAUACUACACUACGCUUUAUUAUUUUGCACAAAUUUAGUUUGAUAAACUCCUAAAUAUAAUCAAUCUUAAAUAAGACACAGAGAGCAAAUAGCGCUUUUAGCCACCAUGGCCAGCACGCAACAGCGCAACAUCGAUACAAGGAAAAGCAAUCCAAUUUAAAGGGGACAUUCCAUGAAAAUCAGAAUUUUCCAUGUUUAAGUGCUAUAAUCGGGUCCCCAGUGCUUCUACCAACCCAGAAAACAUGAAAAAUAGCAACCCUGUCACUUUGUUUUGGUAAGGCUCUCUCUGCAAGCAUGUGAAUAAAUAGGUAAUGCGGAUUUCGCUCCCCCCAUGACGUAGGUAAGGGCUCUUAUUAUAAUGAUACCGCCCCUUCAACUGCGCUAUCCAACCAUGACACUACCUCGAGUGGGAGCAACCGAGAGAAAGUAUGACUGACAGCAUGACGCGUUUGUAUGAAGCCUACAAUCAUAUAACUUGUAGUUUUAAUAAUAUUUCUAAAGAUUGAAUUAACGUUCUAAAGGAUUAACCUUACCUUAGUGCAAGAGAGAGAGAGAGCGAGUGAGUGAGAGAGAGAGAGCGAGUGAGCGAACGAACGAGAGAGAGAGAAAGAGAGAGAGCAACGCGCGGUUUGCUUUCCCGUAACGUUAUGUUGUUUAAUAUGUUUCUCUGAAGUUUAUAUGAAUGAACACGAGCAUUUAUGCACUGCACGAGACAGAGUGAGUGAACAACGCGUUUUCACUAUCAUACACAAUAAGUAAAUAUGUUGUUUAAUGUUUCUCUGAAGUUUCAAAUGAAUACGAGGAGUUACAAAAUAGAUGAGAGACUAACAGAAAUGCGAAUGUGUUCAAUAUGUGUACACAAUAAACUUAAACAUGUCAUUUGAUCUGUUUCUCUAAAGUUUAAGCAUUAAACGUGUUGUUUUAUUACAGAUCAUUUAAAUGUGCUCGUGUGGUUUGGUCAAAAAGUAAACUACUGAGUGUUUGUGGACGUGUAUUUUAUUUGUAACAUGCUGAAAAUCAUUGUGCCUGUUUAAAAGCAGCAUGAGACCUAAAAGUCUUUAUUUUUAUUCCACAAUGUUCCCAACUGCUGAUAAACAUGUAUUUAGUAUGCAUAAAACAGAGGAUUGACUUUUUAAACUUGUUCAAAUAUAUAAUGCUGAACAUCGCUCACUAACUUCUUUCGUGAGAGAAUCUUCCUCAAUGCUCUGUCAUGUCUACAGGGCGAGCGCUUGAGACUCCGCCCAUCUGAGAAGCUCGUUUGGAUUUAAAGGGAUACACACAAAAACGGUGCAUUUUUGCUCAGACCCAUAAAGUGCCUAUUUUAACAUGCCACAAUAAAUUACCUAUAUGGUAUUUUUGAGUUAAAACUUCACAUAUGUACUCUGAGGACAUCAAAGAUUUAUUUAAUAUCUUAAAAACGUCUUGUGGAAUGUCCCCUUUAAGGACUUAAACUAGAUCAGAAUUUACCUUUAUAACAGAUAAAAAAUACAAUAAGGUCAGAAGUAGUAAGAUGCAGAACACGUGUGUGCAAUAAAUGCCUAAAGUGCAGGGGAACAAAACACAAGCCACAAAAUAGUUAAAUCAGAUAACCUCGCGUGAUCUAUAAAUAAAAUCAGGGCUUUGAACCAGAUUUCCCAAUUUGUUUCGUUCCGAACAGAAACAGUAUUUUAACGUUUCCGGUUUUCGGUUCAACCCUAAAAUUUAAGUUUCUGAACUGGUUAGAACAAAAAAUAAAGUUCCUGAACUGGUUAGAACAAAAAAUAAAGUUCCUCAACGGUUAAUAACGUUCCAUGUCAGUUGUGGGACAUACCAAUAAGUAGGCUGAUCAUUAGGACAUUAAACUUAAAUUAUAAGUCUACAUAAUUUUCCUUAAGUCUCUAUCUUGUCAUUAAACAUUAAAAAAGGCUACAUUAUGUAAGCGGCAUAACUGUAAUUCUGACAUGCCUACAUUUGUUGAGUGCACUUAAACAUGCACACACACAAGAAAAUGCAGCAUGAACAGUAGCUCCACAUAAAGUAAAACUUGCAUUGUUUCACAGCAGCACAAAAACGUUUUUAAAUAUGAAAGAUUAAAGGAUUGAAGAUUAGUCUCUUGGACAUAAAGGAGGACUAAUUAUGAGACGUUAGAAAGAGCUGCUUCACCUGUAGCCUGGUAAGUAAAUAAAUGCUUUGCUUUAAACAAAUGCAUCUGUUUUUAAAUGUUUUUUUUUUAAAUGCUACCUCACGGAUUUAUAGUAUAUGAUGACUCUGUACCUGUGGAUAUGGUGAGAUGAGAAACAUUUUUAAGUAAUGCUUAAAAAAAACUUGUGACGCUGUCGAAGUGCUGAAACGUGCGGAGUACGGAGAGCCGUUGUAAAUUCUUUAUCUCCUGUUUGUUACAAAUAAAGUAUUUUUAGAGUGCAAACCUUUUCUUACAAACUUGUAAAUUAUUUUUUGAUGAUAUUGGAUAGCCACACAUUUAAAGCAAUUAAAAGCCUGCUUUUUUACUUCCAUGACUAAAAGAAAACGGGUUUUAAAGGUUUUAAUAAAAAAAUAACAAUUUCAAUACAAGUGAAAAACAACAAUUAUUUAACAUUAAUCUUAAACUGGGGAUCUUCUUCCUCCACUUAGUUUUUUAGUUUACAAAGUCCAUAAUCUAAAUAGGAAUUAGACAUAGCGCCAGCGCAACAGCCUUUUAAAGCGGAUAAGAGCUGAGACUCUCAUUGGUUUAUUGCACGUUACGCCCAAAAUACUCCCAUUACUCAUUAAAAAAAUAGGACCAACCCUUUACGACCAUGCGCUUCGGCACACAAACCAUUUUUCCCGUCGUUAAAUUAGCAAAAGUGGAUUCGGACACGCCCAUUUAGACGUUGCGCUGUGCGCUUUAGACAAUGCACUUAGAUCAUUAAAUUAGGGCCCCAAGAGUUCUGAUCUUUGAAUGGCAUAGGGAUAAUCACAUUUAAAUGGAGUUGGACCGGACACAUUCAACCACAUGUGCGUCUGUGCGUAAAGAAAAUGGCUCACUUUAGCGCCUUUUUGCAGUUAAAUUGUUUAAAAUCACUUAAGUGUUUUGAUUUGAUAACAUUAUUGAUCCCAAAGUGACAUUUAGAAUUUAGAAUCAGCAGGAUAGGAAAGCUGAGGAAGCCACCGCCCCUCUUAAGGGCUAAUGGUGGGCGAAAGACAACUUUAGUUGAUAAAGGACAGCCGUGGCUGUGUAAGCAAAGAAGUGCUCUGCUGAGGGAAACGUGGGCUGGUAGGAUUAACCCCACGGAAAAUACUCACAAAGGAACCCCGCUUAUGGGACGCAAUGUGGAGCACGAGCCAGACACGUAGGUUCGUGAGGAUACAGCUAGUGAGAGGCUGACAGCCAAUGCUCCGCAACAUAGGCUGCCAAGGCAGUGGAGGAAGAACAAUUCAAAUCAUUACGCAUUUUUGUUCUGAUGGCCUACUGACACUAAUGUGGAGCAUCAGUCGGAGGCUGCAAGCCGACUUGCGAGUCUGCCCUCUGUGCUCCCCCUGAUGAGGAAAGAAUACAGGCUCGAUACGAACGAACACUGUAAAAUAUAAUGAACGUAUUAGGUGUCGCCCAACCAGCAGCUCUGCAGAUGUCUCUUAGUGAGGAACCACGAGCGAGAGCCCAAGAUGAGGCAAUACUCCGUGUGGAGUGCGCUCUCAAAUUAAAUGGGCAAGAAAUACCCUGCAGAUUAUAAGCCAGGGCGAUAGUAUCAACUAUCCAAUGAGACAUCCUCUGCUUAGUGACAGCUUUCCCUUUUUGCUGACCACCAUAACAGACAAAGAGCUGGUCUGAGGUCCUGAGGCUUUGCGUGUAAUCCACGUAGAGUCGCAGUGUGCGUACGAGGCACAACAAAGCCGUGGUUGGGUCUUCCUCCUCCGGGGGCAGCGCUUGCAAGCUCACCACCUGAUCUCUGAAGGUAGUGGUGGGAACUUUGGGCACGUAGCCUGGUCUGGGUCUGAGUGUUACGCUCCAGACAGCAGGACCAAACUGAAGGCACGAAUCGUCAACGGAGAAUGCAUGUAGGUCCCCUACUCUCUUCACAGAGGCCAAUGCUAGCAGGGUCAGAGAUUUAAUUGCCAAAAACUUAAGACUCACAGACAGCAAAGGCUCGAAAGGGGGUCCCUGCAGGGCUUUUAGCACCAUGGACAGGUCUCAAGGAGGAAUAGAGGGAGGGUGCGAAGGGAUCUGCCGUUAAAAAGCGAGUGAUGAGCAGAUAUAGCGGCGAUAUCGACAUUAAUAGUGGAGGGUGACAGCCUACGCCACGAAGAUAUAAAAAGCACGAUAUUAAUGGGGCAUUCUCGGGGGUCCUCGCGUUGCGAAGAGCACCAGGUGACGAACAGGUUCCAUUUAAGCGCCUAAGCUUGUCUAGUGGACGGCGCUCGCGCUGCAGAGAUGGUGUUAGAUACCGCUUGCAAUAAAUCACCACAACCUACCGCGCGCUCAGCGACCAUACAUGGAGAUCCCACAGGUCGGGGCGCGGGUGCCAUAUUGUGCCCCCUCCUUGAGAAAGAAGUUCCUUCCUCAGGGAAUCCGCCAGGGAGGGGCUGUCGAAGGAGCAUUAAUUCUGGAAACCAAUUCCUGGUCGUCCAGUAAGGCACGACCAGUAAAAGGAUCUCGUCCUGCCUGACCUUGCACAGUGUCUGUGCGAUUAAGCUCACUGGAGGGAAUGCGUAUUUGCGCAUCUCCCGCGGCCAGCUGUGUGCCAACGCAUCCACGUCGAAUGUGCCCUCGGUUAGUGAAUAAAACAGGUGACAGUGGGUAUCAUCUGACGACGCAAACAGAUCUAUCUGCGCACGACCGAACUUCCAAAUUAGCUGAACCAUCUGGGGUGGAGUCACCAUUCGCCAGGGCGCGCAGCUCGGGAAAGCGUGUCUGCCGCUGUAUUGAGCGAACCCGGGAUGUAAAUGGCAUGAAGGGACCUCAGAUGCUUCUGACUCCAAAGGAGGAGAUGACGAGCGAGGUGCGACAGGUGAUGAGAGCGCAAACCGCCUUGACAGUUGAUAUACGCAACGGUCGCAGUGUUGUCGGUGCGUACUAGUACAUCCUUCCCUCGCAGCUCCGUAGGGAAGCGUACAAGUCCCAGAUAUACAGCCCACAACUCGCGGCAAUUGAUAUGCCAGUGCAGCUGGGGUGCUGUCCACACCGGUGUCACAGCUGCGGCUGCUGCCAUAUGCCCCAGGAGCUUUUGAAAACCCUGAUCUCAUCUCGGUUGGAGGGACCGGCUCGAUCGCGUCCUUUGCCAGCAGGACUUUGACUUCUGCACGCAGUACAUGUGCAUCGAACGCUUUCACCGUGGUGAAACUAAUGCCCGAGAAUUUGGGUGUGUGCCGGUUGAAUUGUAUUUCGUAACCGAGGCGGACCGUGCGUAAAACCCAACGAGAUGGGCUGGGAAACUGAAGCCAAGCCCCCAGGGACCGCACGAGGGGAAUUAACGGCACUACCAGUGUACCUGCGGUGGGGCAGUGAAGCGAGACAGGUGGGACUGCCGGUGCGUGUGCUGUGACAGCACGAACAGUAUGUGUGUGUGUGACACUGACCUGAGCCCGCUGAGGGUGAUGGUCGUCUGGUCUCCUCUGCGGAGAGCGCAGACUCCGGUGAGAGUGACUGUCAUCCGGUCUCCUCAGCGGAGAGCUCGGACUCCGAAAGACACCCACUGGCGAUAGAGGAGAGGGAGGAUGAGCAUGUGAAUGCCCGCUCACGUCUCUCUCGAUCCUCUUGAGAAGGAAUAGGAAUGCACUCUUUAUGUGGUUUUGUAGGUGCCGGCUGAAAAGCCGGCGGAACAGAAACAAAACGAAACCAAAGAUUCUCCACCCGGCCCUCCUCCGAGGGAGGGAGCAGUGCGUUCACCGUCUCCCGAAGAGUGAUCCCAUCCGAAUUCAGGUCGCCCGUAUCAGGGCCGCUUCGAUCUCCGUUUGCCAUGGGAAGCGGGUGGGGCGGAGGGCGCCGGAUG
Misgurnus anguillicaudatus (oriental weatherfish) is the source of this 11395-nucleotide messenger RNA. RefSeq names its product terminal nucleotidyltransferase 5D (gene tent5d). Gene Ontology annotation, biological process: mRNA stabilization. Gene Ontology annotation, molecular function: RNA binding; poly(A) RNA polymerase activity. Lineage: Eukaryota; Metazoa; Chordata; Actinopteri; Cypriniformes; Cobitidae. The record is from RefSeq and is a predicted model, not a curated record.